Molecule: messenger RNA, 564 nt
Organism: Dermacentor andersoni
Lineage: Eukaryota; Metazoa; Arthropoda; Arachnida; Ixodida; Ixodidae
Source: RefSeq, a predicted model, not a curated record
CGGAGACCAGCAGACAUGGCCAGCGCUAGCUCUAGGACUCCAAAGUGCGGAAAUGUGCCCGUUCACGCGAAUCCAAAGUACAAGAAGUCAUCUGGGCAUCGUUGCGUCGUGUUUAGAUGCCAAAAUAACCAGCGGAAAAGGAGCAGGUUGCUUAACGCUGUUUGCGAAGAGCACAAUACACGUAGGGAAUCGUGCCGGUGCGGUGUUUUCAGCCUGCACCGAUUUCCAUCCGCAACGAAGAAUGACAAGCUGCGCCACCGGUGGAUAGCUGCAGUGAAUAGGAAGAACUACCAACCCAGUGAAAAUGCACGAGUUUGCUCCGAGCACUUUCUGGACAAGCCCACAGAGCAGAAUCCCGCGCCGGUGCUUCGCCUUGGCUAUAACAAGAAGGUGGUGAAGGGCAGGCGUCUGCUAAUCAGGCAGUCAAACGACCUCGCCAGUUGGUUGCCAAACGCGGCCAACCCAGUAGUGACCAUGACAAACAAGACCAAACUGAAAGUGCAGAGGACAAUGUUCUGCGUGCUUUAAUAAAAUGUGGCACCAACACAGUGCUGUAAAAUCCUU